This is a messenger RNA of Physella acuta, 1951 nucleotides long. Its product is annotated as thymidine kinase 2, mitochondrial. Gene Ontology annotation, molecular function: deoxynucleoside kinase activity. Lineage: Eukaryota; Metazoa; Mollusca; Gastropoda; Physidae. Gene Ontology annotation, cellular component: mitochondrion; cytoplasm. The record is from RefSeq and is a predicted model, not a curated record.
UGUUUUGAUGUUGGCUAAACUACGUAGUUUUUGUUUUGCUUUCUAUGCGUAAACAAAAACAUUUUACUAGCUGGACUGAUUUAAAUUAUAGUCUGCUGCAGUAGUUAGUCCGGCUAGCAUAUAUAAUGCACAUGUUCUUAAAAUGUUUACGAAAUAUUCCAUUUAAGCUUCACCAUUGUUUCACUUUACAAAGCCGAAGUUUUUCCAUCACCGGUACCGGCUCAAUGAGUGAGAUGAGUGCCCCACAGCCCUUGAAAAAACAGCGCAACUCAAAUAGAAAUAUUAUCUUCAGGCCAGAAGACACAGAAGAUGAUUUUAACGAACAUGCUUGCAAGAAAGUUUAUGAAAAAAUCAACAAUGAAAACAAUUUUGUGGUAUGUGUUGAAGGCAACAUAAGCUGUGGGAAGACAACUUUAUUGAAUUACUUCAAAGACAUACCUACUUGUGAGGUAAUAAUAGAACCAGUGGAGAAAUGGAGAAAUGUAAAUGGUUUUAAUGCAUUGGAUCUUAUGUACAAAGAUCCACAGAGAUGGGGAAUGGCCCUCCAGACAUACAUACAGCUAACCAUGUUGCAGUCACACAAAAAUUCUCAGAAUGCUCCAGUUAAACUUAUGGAAAGGUCCAUAUACAGUGCCAAAUAUUGCUUUGUGGAUAAUCUCUAUAAAAGUGCCAAAAUGCCUGAGAUAGAGCAUAUCAUUCUCACUGAGUGGUUUAAUUGGAUUAUAAAGACACAAAACAUCAAAGUAGAUCUGUUUGUAUAUUUGCGGACCAACCCUGAGUUACUUUAUUCCAGAAUAGUAAAACGAUGUCGUAAUGAAGAGUUAAAAAUUUCAUUGGAUUACUUAAAGACAUUACACCAGUUGCAUGAUGAUUGGUUAAUUCAUAAAAAGUAUGAUGUCCCUGCUGAAGUUUUGGUUAUAGAUGCCAACAGUUCCAUUGAAGAGAUGCAGAUUUCGUAUGAAAAACACAAAAACAGAAUAGUAGCGGUUCAUACCAGCUGAGAUCUAGGCAGCAGUUGAUGUUUUUGACAUAUAUCAGUCUAGUGAUUUCUGUCAUGAGAAGGCCUGCAUGUUUUUGUGACAGACAUCAGCCAUCUGAUUUUUGUCAAAAGUACAAAUUUGUGUCCUGAAUUGUUUAGUCUCAGGGGAGACAAAUCUGUAUUUACAUAAAUGGAUCCAAUUAACCACAAGAUUUGUCCAUUAAAUGUAGCAUUUAAAAAACAGUAGAAAGUCAUUUUCAGCUUUCAGAAGUUUUCCCCCUCUAUAAGAAUGUGCCAUAUAUGAUAUAUAAAAUUAUUUUUGAAAAACACAAACUAAAACACAUUGAUGAAUUUCUUCCCUUUUCAGCCUAGCAGAAAGUCUUCAAGGCUGUAUCAAUAGUUUUUCAAAAUAAUUUAUUUCUAUUAUUUAUUUGGACAUAAAUGCUGAUCAUAAAAGAUUUAUUUUGCACCAACAAAAUGUAUUGAUACAUUAUUCAUUAAUAUAGUCUCACAUUUGAGGGCAUUGAUUGUCACUUUUAUUCUGUAAUGCAUACUUUACAUUUACCUUUUUUAUUCACAAAAUUGCUGUGUGGGCAUAAUUGCAUUAGCAAGCUGCAAUAAUUUUUUGUAUUGUACGUACUUCUUUGGCAUUAAAAUAUGGAUAUUUUUUUGGCAUUAAAAACCCAUUAAGUGUGUCAUUUUCAUUACUGUAAUUAAUGUUUUAUUUAAUGAUUAAACCCAGUAUUUGUUCAGACUUUUUUUCAUUUUCUUCCUAAAAACCUGUUAUAUUAUUGUGCAUUUUAUAUAACAGAAAGUAGUGGGAUAUUAUCAAAGAAAUUUCAAUCUAAAUUCUUUUUUUAAGAAAUUUCUUAAAGUACUUUUUUCUUCAACAAGAUCAGUAGAAUUUUUUUAGGGGCAUUUAAAACUAUUUUUUAAGAUAAAAUAAAAUGUCUUAUUUUCAUUUGCUUUUAA